AUGUCAAACCGUCCUGGUUGCAGUAUUCUCAGAAAAAUCAUCAUCGAUUCCCAAGAUUAUCAUGAAAACACCGCUAUCGUUACAGAACAUCGUCAUUAUCUUAACACUCUGACCGAUAGCGAGAAGAAGAGCCUCGAACACGGCAUCAUAGUCACCGAACUACCAAGGUUCGUUCAAGAGUCGUUCUGUAUCGAAGAAAUAACAUACAUCGCGGAUAACAUACACUUCGGAAACUCCGCGUACGCAAGGGUCGGUAGUCCCAGUUUUGGUGAGAUACUUGUUAAUGCAUCGGCGACUACUUUGAAGAGGUUGGAGCUUUCUCUGGCCACUAUGACCGACUUUGAUGCCAAAAAGGAUCCUGAUGUCAGGAGGCCCAUCUUCCACAAUGUGACAUUCCUUAGCGUUAAUCUUCGCAAAAUGGAUGAUCACGAUAUCGCUAUAAUAGCCUGCCGGUUCCCGAAUCUCGAGGAACUUAGAGCUUGGCCUCUGUUUCAGGCGGAGUUUAGCAUCAAAGGCGAUGUUGCUUAUAGAGAUAUCGUUCGGAUGGAGAAAUUGAAGCGUGUGUUCUUACUCAGACAGUCUGGUCCAGGGUGGAAGACUAUGACGAGGAAGGAAUUACAGACUUCUGUAGAGUAUUGGAUCGGACUGGGGAGAGAUUCUACUCUUCCACGACUUUCGUCAUUGGGGAGUGUCGAGUUCUCUGUCGAUGAGCCUCAGAUGUCAAUCAGGUGUAGUAUUCUCAGGGAAGCUCGGCCGCGAGAUGCUUCUAGUGAAAGGUACAAGCCUCAUACCAGGCCGCUAGAAGAUGACGAGGGGUUCAAAGAUCUGGCGUUUGAUUGGCAGACGAUAACCAAGCCUUUCUGGGAGAGGGUUGGGGAUGACCCUGAGUUAGUUCGUCCUGAUGGCGUGCCACUUUUGGUGAUGGAACGGGAAUUGGAUAAGUAUUCGGGGCGCAUGGAUGGUUGGCCACCGCGUAUUACGAGGUUUAUAUUGGAAUAUCUACAAGAAGCUUAA
This is a messenger RNA of Orbilia oligospora ATCC 24927, 1014 nucleotides long. RefSeq lists its product as uncharacterized. Lineage: Eukaryota; Fungi; Ascomycota; Orbiliomycetes; Orbiliales; Orbiliaceae. The record is from RefSeq and is a predicted model, not a curated record. Bases 1 to 1014 code for a protein of 337 amino acids. The transcript has a single exon.